This is a messenger RNA of Amblyraja radiata (thorny skate), 3542 nucleotides long. RefSeq names its product pleckstrin homology domain containing, family F (with FYVE domain) member 2 (gene plekhf2). The record is from RefSeq and is a predicted model, not a curated record. The transcript is spliced from 2 exons. Gene Ontology annotation, cellular component: early endosome. Bases 252 to 998 code for a protein of 248 amino acids. Gene Ontology annotation, molecular function: metal ion binding; phosphatidylinositol binding. Lineage: Eukaryota; Metazoa; Chordata; Chondrichthyes; Rajiformes; Rajidae. Gene Ontology annotation, biological process: endosome to lysosome transport; endosome organization.
GGGGGGGGGGGAGAAAUUCCCUCCUCUCCCGGUGACGUAAUGACGUGAGCCGACCGGGAGCUGUGCGUGGCGACGCCCGCGUUCCCCGUCCCGCCGCCGCCACCGCCACCGCCAUCUUGUGACCCCCCCCCCCCGCCCGCUGGGGGGUGAAGGCGAGAGCGAAGUGAAAAGUACUGGAGCGGCGGACAGCGGCCCGGCCUCAACCCUCACCUCCAGCCCGGUUAACGCCCGGCGAGGUCAAUGAAAACAAGAUGGUGGACCGCUUAGCAAACAGUGAGGCAAAUGCUCGACGGAUUGGCAUGGUUGAGAGCUGUUUUGGAGCAGCUGGGCAACCCCUGACCAUACCUGGCCGGGUGCUCAUAGGUGAGGGAGUCCUUACAAAACUUUGUCGAAAGAAACCAAAAGCCAGGCAGUUUUUCUUGUUCAACGACAUUCUUGUCUAUGGUAAUAUCGUCAUCCAAAAGAAGAGGUACAACAAACAGCAUAUAAUUCCAUUGGAGAAUGUUACAAUUGAUUCCAUUGAAGAUGAUGGUGACCUGCGUAAUGGCUGGCUCAUUAAGACUCCAACCAAAUCCUUUGCUGUUUAUGCUGCUACAGCUACUGAGAAAUCGGAGUGGAUGAAUCACAUUAACAAGUGCGUUUCUGAUUUGCUGUCCAAAAGUGGGAAAAUACCCAGCAACGAGCACGCUGCAGUCUGGGUGCCCGAUUCCGAGGCGAAUAUAUGUAUGCGUUGUCAGAAAGUCAAGUUCACUCCAGUCAGUCGUCGACAUCACUGCCGCAAAUGUGGAUUUGUUGUGUGUGGGCCCUGUUCAGAAAAAAGGUUCCUCUUACCGAGCCAGUCUUCCAAACCCGUGCGUGUGUGCGCUUUCUGCUUUGAUCUCCUUUCCACUGGACAACUGACUGCAACUCUUCCAAAUCGCUCUGAGUUUUAUCGCGGGUCACUGCAGUCCCCUAGAAAUUUAUCUGACGAAGAUGACGAUGACGACAGCAGUGAUUAAACGUGAAAUGUCAGCGUUGGUAUUUAAGUAAUGGGAGUACAGCUUCAAAUGAACUGCUCUUGAGGUCUAUUAACUUCCCUCAGUGUUUCUCUUGUGACGUUAGCCAUAGACUAUACCUGCAAACCUUAAAACAAAACCUGUGCCUAAAUGUUCAAUAUACUAAUGGUAUCCUCCUCUACUUCUACAGGGAUGCAUUGCUGGCGUCAAAUUAUCAUUCUUAGGCUUGUUGUAACCAUUGAUCACUUUUCUAGUUACUUGAUUUUUUUUUGCAGUAUCUAAAAAUAAAUAAAUCUAAUUGCCCUCAGUUUGUAUUAUUAUUUUAUUUUCCCUAAAGUUCGCAAUGAAAUGCCCUGUAAAUAAAAGCCCCCUCAAAUACAGCUGUGCAAAGGAUUUCCAAACUUUGCAAUUUGAUUUAAGAGGAGCAGGAUGUAAAGCACAAUUUUUCAAAGUAAACUUCGGAUUGUCGAAUUUGUCCAAUUCUACACACUGGAUUCUUCGUGCUUUUUAGUUAGUGUACCGAGCAUUGAUUAUAUUGUUCUGUAAGGCAAGUAAGUGACUAGGAUGUGCAAACAUGGGAACGUUUAUUUUCUGGCGCCCCCCCCCCGAGAUAGUGUCUUGUUCCACGUAGUUAUAUACACAUUUUAAAGAGCUCCGCUGAAAAUGGCGAGAGGAUGAUUUAGUCUGCUUUUGUAUUCGGUUCUGAAACCCUUCCACAAAAUGCUAUAGAGCUUACUAACAGUAGUCAUAAAAGCAAGAUUACUUUUGAAAAUAUUAAGGAUGUUUUAAUAUUAAAUCUUCAGUAUUUAUGGAACAAUUUUGGCGUUUCGAGUCACUUGGCUUUAACUUGUUUGAGUGAAAAUCCAAAGUAAUUUUCCAGUUCACCUCAAAAGAUCACUUUUGUGCACCAAUCCUCCCAAUUCUUGAACAUUUGUCAAUGGGAGAGGAAUUGAUCAUUUUUGAUGAGAUGUUGGCACCUUAUUUGUAUAAUGAUUUUGUCACUCAGUUCGUCCCUGUGCAUUAGUCCUUUGGCUGUGGUUUUCAGGCUUGAUGCUGCAGCAAAUGUUUAUUAAUCGAGCUACAUUAAACAAUGGAAUCUUUAUUGUCUCGUUAUACAAACCGGUAGAAAAACUAGAAAGAUUGUGAGUGAGUUGAUUUCCACUGUGUUCAGGAGCUAUCUGUUUGUCAGUGCUACUUUAAUGAUCACAGAUUUGAAGUACUAGGAUUUCUAAUUACCAGUGUGAUCCAGUUGUACAUUUGCUUCAGCAUCUGUUACCUGACUAUUUAUGUAGUCGGAUUAAGCCAAGCAUUUGAAGGUUCGUCGAUUUUGCUUCAAACAUUGAUUGAAUGGUUAAUCGUACUUAUUGAUGUGUUGGUGUAUUAUUGCGGAAAUAAUUUGCUAAGGAGGUUAAAUGCAUGGUUAAGAGGCUGCAGAUGGUGGAAAUCUGAAAUAUCACAAAAUGCAAAAAAGUGCUUCAGGCAACACCUGUGAAGUUGAUGUUUGCCAGCCUGAAAUGUUAGUUCUGUUUCUCUUUCCACAGAUGCUGACUGGCCUGCUGAUUUUUUUUUUCUGAUCUUCUGUGAUUUUUAUUAUGAGCAAUUUGGUUUUGGUGGUGGUUGAUAAGUGAGAUAAUGUGAAAUUGACAAUUUCCUUACGAGCCACAACUUGUCUUGACGUAACGGUAAAGCAAGGAAAACGGAUUGUUUCCCCACUGGUAAUGCCUUGCAUGGAGUUUCCUGUAAAUUGUUUUUAUAGCGUCAGCAUAAUCUCAUGCAGAACUGUUCUAUCACUUUUAAUUUUGUAAACGUCAAAUUUACUUUAAAAAAAAAAAAAAAAAAAUUUAAAUCAAACAUUUUAAAAUAGUGCUGUAAUGUUUGUCAAACCACUUGUGUUUAUCACAUUCCUGCGUUGUAUGCUACAUGUUCAGUGAAAAUCCAAUCCAUUAUAUGUCUUGUAUGAACAUGGUAGCUGUUUUAAUGAGAUGAAACAUUUGCGACAAACGGCAAUGACGACAGUCUUCAAACGUGAGUUCUAUAAUAUAUUUGUUUUUAACACUGGUUUUUAUCUCCAGUGACCUGGUCUAACUAAUCGCUCUCCACCAUCAUAAUGUGGUUUACUUUGUGGUAGCAUCAAAAGAGCGCCUAAAACUAGUGUUAAAUCGGCUCAGAUCUUAUAUCCCCGUGCACCUUUGACCAAACGAAAGUGGUGAUUCACAUUUCUGACCCACUGCUAAACCACUUGCUCAGUUUACAUUGGGUUGGGUUUAUGGGUUGCACGAUGCUACAAUUAGCUGUAUUUGUAUCUAGCCCUUGAGAAGAUAAGAAAGCUAACCAACGGUUGGUAUUCUCAGUUUUACAUGUGCUACAUUUUGCUGGAAGAUGAAACCUGCUCAUUGUUUUUACUUGAUGGGUUAAAAUUCCUUUUGGCUCCUUUUACCAUUACGUAGCUGGGUAUAUUUCCUUCAUUCUUAUGGUAGAACAGUUUUGUUUAAUAAUGUGGUAUGGAAUAUAAUUGUUUUAAUAGUUAACUAAUAUUUCCCCGAUUUU